CCCAUCAUGGCCGCCGGACGUGUGUAGUCGGUGUGGUCUUUCUAGGUUGUUAUACAACUCAAAUGUUAAGUUUCAAGGGAUAUUGAGGAUAUAAUUAGAAACGUUUUAUGAGUAGAAUUCGUAGUAGAGACGAAAUGUCCUCAAGUUCGUCUCAGGAAGUAUCACCUCUGCAUAAAAGUCGAAAGGUCGAUAAAGACAAUAAGGAGCAAGACGAAGCAGGGGCUCCAAGCCUCAAAAUCAUCUAUGAACUGUUACUGGACAUGAAAAGCGAUAUGUCAAAAAUAAGAGAAGAAAACUCCUAUCUUAAAGAAGGCUUUGAAGAGUUAAAGAAAACAGCAGAGUGGCAUGACAAAGAUAUUGAAGCACUUAAGGCAGAGAACGUUACUUUAAGAAGCGAGGUAAAGGACCAAGGCGAGUCAGUUAAAAGUCAAUCAAAUCAAAUCAGUGCACUAGAGCAAGCCCUAGAUGAUCUGGAACAGUACACGCGUAAAUUCAACCUAGAAAUUCAUGGAAUACCGGAGAAGAAAAACGAAGAUCUUGAUAUUAUAGUGGAAGACCUAGCUAAGGCUAUCGGCGUGGAGAGCUUCGAAUAUGGCGAUAUCGACAUAGUACACCGCCUGGAAUCUAAAUUUAAACCAAGACCUGUUAUUGUCAGAUUCCAGAAUUACGACGACAAAAGAAACAUUUACGAAGCRAGAAGAAAAUUGAMAUAUUACARGAAAGAUGAAGAGAAAUUAAAUGGCGCCGAGAGAAUCUUUAUAAACGAAAAUUUAACCACAGUCCGCAAGAUCCUUUACGCACAGACAAGAAAAAGAGCAAAACAGAACCAUUGGUACUCUACGUGGACAAAUGACGGCAAAAUCUUUGUCAGGAAAAGGAAAGGAGAAAAGGCUGUCAAAAUAACCAAAGAAKCGGACUUGGAGGAUCUUUAUAGYUGA
Exaiptasia diaphana is the source of this 938-nucleotide messenger RNA. RefSeq lists its product as uncharacterized. The transcript has a single exon. Gene Ontology annotation, cellular component: ribonucleoprotein complex. Lineage: Eukaryota; Metazoa; Cnidaria; Anthozoa; Actiniaria; Aiptasiidae. Gene Ontology annotation, biological process: retrotransposition. Gene Ontology annotation, molecular function: single-stranded RNA binding. Bases 108 to 938 code for a protein of 276 amino acids. The record is from RefSeq and is a predicted model, not a curated record.